Messenger RNA from Cryptomeria japonica (Japanese cedar), 1012 nucleotides. RefSeq names its product PLAT domain-containing protein 3. The transcript has 2 exons. Lineage: Eukaryota; Viridiplantae; Streptophyta; Pinopsida; Cupressales; Cupressaceae. The coding region runs from base 194 to 712 and encodes 172 amino acids. Gene Ontology annotation, molecular function: protein binding. The record is from RefSeq and is a predicted model, not a curated record.
AAUCUUCAGCUGAAUGUGCAAAUCUUAUCAUGGCCUUCAACAGUGCUCAAAAUAAUGAUGAGAAACCCCGCACUCGCGAAGCACAUUGUCAAAAAAAGAAAGAAAACCGCUUAGUUAACCUUAAUACAAUCCUUGUUUAGCGGAUCUCAAUCCCUAUAAAAAUCCAUUCCCACAAGAUUUCUUCUGCACAGUAAUGAUCAUCACAAUGGCCUCCAAAGCCACAGCUAUACGCUCUGCAUUGUUUCUCGCAGUGGCCGCCAUUGCAGCACACGGAUCUGAUAAUACCUGCGUUUACAGUGUGUACAUCCGCACAGGGAGCAUCUUCAAGGCCGGUACUGACUCCAACAUAAGCCUGGCGGUGGGCGAUACGAAGGGCGGUGAGGUUGUGAUAAGCGAUUUGGUCUCAUGGGGCGGUCUCAUGGGGCAGAACUAUGACUACUUCGAGAUGGGAAAUCUGGACAUUUUCAGCGGGCGGGGACCUUGCCUUAAGGGCCCGAUCUGCAGUCUUGAUCUCCUCUCAGACGGCACGGGCCCACACCAUGGAUGGUACUGUAACUACGUGGAGGUUACCUCAACUGGGCCCCACAUAUCCUGUGACCAGCAAAAUUUCCCUGUUAACCAGUGGCUCGCCACCGAUGCGCCGCCAUAUCAGCUCUCCUUUUCUGCUAAUCGCUGUAAUUAUUCUUCCGCCGCUGCUGCUGAGAUCAUGUGAGUUCUGGUGUUUUGGUGGCGCUGCCGAUCUGAGUCUUUGAAUAAAGUGAUUUUGGUGUGGUUUAUUGUCGCUGAGAAUUGUGGAUCGGCGGAUUGGUUCUUGUUUUCUUGGUUUGGGAAAUUUUAUCUGAGCAAAUAUCUGUAGAUUUUGUUGAAAAUGCAGAUUUCAAUCGUGACAAUCUUUCUGUUCAAAAGAGCUUUUGGACUCGUAAGAUGGAGGGAAUGUGGAUAGUAUUGCCUGAUUUCAAAAAUUGGUAUUAGAACAUGUUAAUUGAAUGGAUAUUUUUUAAAUAUAAUAGUA